Molecule: messenger RNA, 3892 nt
Organism: Arvicola amphibius (Eurasian water vole)
Lineage: Eukaryota; Metazoa; Chordata; Mammalia; Rodentia; Cricetidae
Gene: Pwwp3a
Product: PWWP domain containing 3A, DNA repair factor
Exons: 13
Coding region: 1580-3604 (674 amino acids)
Biological process (GO): chromatin organization; DNA repair
Cellular component (GO): nucleus; cytosol
Molecular function (GO): nucleosome binding
Source: RefSeq, a predicted model, not a curated record
UGGGGCGCAGGCGGAGAGCCUGGGGAAGGGCGGCGGCUGGGCCGGACCUGCUGGGCCGCGUCCGGUUCUGCGCAGGGCCCAUGUGGCCGAGCCCCGCGGGUGCCGAGAACCUCCAGUUUCCUGCUGCGAACCCUGUAUUUCUUACCUGAAUCCCUUUCUCUGUAGCCUGAGUCCUCGACCCCUUGAGAAUCCCUUAUUUCCGGCCUGAAUCCCCAUCUUCUGCAGCCUGAACCCCGUAUUUCCGGCCUGAUCUCUUCCGCAGCCUGAAUCCCGAGUUUUCUGCCUAAUCUUUGCCCUCUUUGCAGCCUGAACCUGUGUCCUUUCUGAGAUCCCAAAUUUUCUGCUGGAAGCUCCGUAUUAACCCAGUUUUCCCACCUCUGCAGUGUGAACCCCAUUUCUUACUCGACCCCCCCCCCCACUCCUGUAGCCUGAAACGCAGAUUUCUUGCUUGGUAUCCCAUAUUUGCAGCCUGAACCUGUGUCCUUGCUGAGAACUCAGAAUUUCCUGCAUGGACCCCACUGUGCAUACUGAACCCGUUUUUUGGGGGACUCCCUCUUUGCAGUUCAAACCCAAAAUCCUGCUCAAACCCUAUCCCUGUUGUGAACCUAGAGUUUCAUGUAGAGUCCUCAGUAGCCCUAUGCCUCUUAUAGCUUGACUUCUCAUUGCUGCAAACACUAUUUCCUGUUGAACUCCAGUUUCUGCAGCCUGGAUCUCAGUUCCUUAUGUGAACCCCAUCUUUGCUUCCUGUAUUGCUCCCCUUCUGUGAGCCUAGUACCUACUGCAAACUCCCGUCUCUCCUGCCUGAUUCUUCUUGAACCUCCUCCCUUGCUAUGAACCCAAUAUUUGCUGCCCAAACCUUCUGCUACCUGAGCCCCAUCUCUUGUUACCUGAUUUCCCAUACCUGCUUAGAAGUCCUUAUUUGCUUCCUGAACUUCCAUCCUUCCUGAGAACCCUGUAUUAGUCAUCAGCCCCCCAACUCUGCUGCAAGUACUCCCUCUGGAAGCCCUCUUCUGUAAACUCUUUAACAUAAACCCUUGAUUCUGCUGGCGGGUCUCCUCCUUGUUCCUGGUGUCCUUCCUGCUGCAAUGGUUCCCCCUCCCCCAACUUUCCAUUUCUGUCCACAGCCCUGGCUGCGUCUGCCAGGGGUGUCAUGUUGUGAACGCCUGCAUCUGUCUCUGUCCUUCCAGGGAACUGGGCAGCCAUGUGUGCCCUAUGUGUGCUGUGGUCACCCUUCAGGCUUGAGGCUAGGAGGGUUGUGAGCUUUGACUGCAACGAACGCCGGCAGCUGCUGUGGGUGCCAUGGGUGCGACCUUGAAGGGGGGAUUUGUUGAGUUUUACUUAUGGAAAACAGUGCAGCCACUUCCCCAUGUCCUAGGAGCCUGCCCUUGACUUUGCCUGUCUGCGGCCGGUCCUGGAGGCUGUGUGUGAGGCCAGCCUCUGCUCUUGGAGCUCCCGUUGCAAAUGUCUCUGGACGCAAGCAAAUGCCUUUCUAAGCCCUCACACAUGUUUUGUUGCAGGGCACCUCUGGCGUCAGGCCCUGUAGCUCGUAGCUACCCCCUUCCUACCACAGCUCCACGUCAUGACGGAUGCCAAGUAUGUCCUCUGCCGGUGGGAGAAGCGAUUGUGGCCUGCGAAGGUUUUGGCCAGAACUGAGACUUCAGCGAAAAACAAGAGAAAAAAAGAAUUAUUUCUAGAUGUUCAAAUACUCUCACUAAAAGAAAAGAUCCAGGUGAAGAGCUCAGCCGUGGAGGCGUUGCAGAAAUCGCACAUUGAGAAUAUUGCGGCCUUUCUGGCGUCUCAGAAUGAGGUCGCAGCUACUCCCCUGGAGGAGCUGACCUACCGACGCUCCCUGCGCGUGGCCCUGGAUAUCUUGAAUGAGAGGACAAGCUUGAGUCCUGAAAGCCAUCUGACGGAAGAGAAACCCCGCGCAGAUGCCGCCUCUUGGGUGCCUAGCACUCGCUCUCCAUCCUUUUGCAGCGAGGACGGUGACAGUGUGGCUGCCAAGUGCACACACAAGAGGGAGUGGCUCCCACAAAGCCUGUCGGGGCUGUCUGUAGCUGAAGAGGACCACAGUACAGGCCUCACAAAGAAUGGAACCCUGAGAGCAGCGUUGCCUUCUACUAGAGAUGGGUCUCAGGACGGUUCUGGAUCACAACUGGACUGUGAACAGAACACUGCCAAGAAGAGGCGGAGGAAUUUGGGAGAGAAACCUACUGGGCGCCACAGAACAGCGUCUUGCCUUUCCAAGGGAGAAAGUGCUGAAGAGAGCGAGGGGCAGGCAAAUAGCUGUGUGACCCCGGCUUCACCUGGGCUACUCUCCCCAGCCUCAGAAGAGGACCCCUGUGCCGGGGUCAAAGGCUGUGACCCGGUUGUGCCAUCGGGCAGCAGCAGGCUGCUCCCAGCCUCUGACGGAGGCAGAGGAUGCCCCACAAAGAGGCCACGCUUGGAUGGAAGCCAGAACCCACCCGUCAGGCAGCUGGCGACUGGAACUGUGGGGGCAGCACCCUCCCCUCAGAACUGGCCUGGGGAGACCAUGGUGCAGCUCAGGUCUAGUGACAGGGACAAGCCAGAGGAAGCAGCUCCUGUGUCCUCAGAAGAGUUCACAGGGUUCAAGUCCAUCCACACCCUGCUGGAGGAGGAAGAGGAGGAAGAGGAGGAGCCACCCCGGAUCCUUCUGUAUCAUGAACCACGAUCAUUUGAAGUAGGGAUGCUGGUCUGGCUGAAAUACCAAAAAUACCCGUUCUGGCCAGCCGUGGUCAAGAGUGUCCGGCGGAGAGACAAGAAAGCCAGUGUGCUGUUCAUUGAGGGCAACAUGAACCCUAAGGGCCGAGGAAUCACCGUGUCACUUCGAAGGCUCAAGCACUUUGAUUGUAAGGAAAAGCACGCACUGCUGGACAGAGCCAAGGAGGACUUCGCCCAGGCCAUUGGCUGGUGUGUGUCACUUAUCACCGACUACCGUGUGCGGCUGGGCUGCGGCUCCUUCGCUGGAUCAUUCUUGGAAUAUUAUGCUGCUGAUAUAAGCUACCCUGUGCGCAAGUCCAUCCAACAGGAUGUCCUGGGGACCAGGUUUCCUCAGCUUGGCAAGGGGGACCCUGAGGAGCCUGUGGGGGACAGCCGGCCAGGACAGUGGCGGCCGUGCAGGAAGGUGCUGCCUGACCGCUCUAGGGCUGCGCGGGACAGAGCAAACCAGAAGCUGGUGGAAUACAUUGUAAAAGCCAAGGGUGCGGAGAGCCACCUGCAGGCUAUCCUGCACAGCCGCAAGCCCUCACGCUGGCUGAAGACAUUUCUGAGCUCUGGCCAGUAUGUGACAUGCGUGGAGACAUACCUGGAGGAUGAGGCACAGCUGGAUGAGGUGGUGGAGUACCUGCAGGGCAUCUGCCGAGACAUGGAUGGGGAGGUGCCUGCGCAUGGCAGCGGGGACCGCAUUCGUUUCAUCCUGGACGUGCUGCUGCCUGAGGCGAUCAUCUGCGCCAUCUCCGCAGUGGAGUGCGUGGACUACAAGACGGCUGAGCAGAAGUACAUCCGGGGCCCUACUCUCAGCUACCGGGAAAAGGAAAUCUUUGACAAUGAACUCCUGGAGGAGAGGAACCGUCGCCGUCGCUGAUGCCCUAACCUCCACCUGGCCAGCGAGCCCUCCACAGCCUGCCAGAGGGCUCUGCAGGAAUAAGAAUAUACUAGAAGCAAGCGGCCCAGAAGUGUGCUGACUUUGAACUGUGGGUCUUACAUCUUCAGUACUGAGUCCGGGAUAUCAAAUGUCAUUGACACACCAGAAACCUGCUGGCAGCUACGGACAGAGCUUUCUGGAAGUUUCUGUGCGUGUUUGCGUGUGUGUUUGUUUUUUGUUUGUUUGAUUUUAAUAUUAUUAUUUCAUUUAUAAAUGAGUUUGAACAUA